AUGUACAGAUCACCGCAGCUGCUGUACCUUUGCCACGCCUACCGUGUUGCUUCGUGCAGCACCAUUUACUACGCCCCCGUCUCUGCCUCGAGACCGUUCAAGGCCUUGAUCUUUGAUACAUCGAACCUCAUUCCCAAGAUUGUCCUCAGGUCAGGAGGCCCUGGAUCUAUUAAGAAAGUGAAUUUUGCUGAAGGUAGCGAAUUCAAGUACUCGAUUUCUUAUGAGAUAAAGAUCGAAUCCACUCCCGAGGAAGGAUCCAAGGGUAAAAAUAUUAGCACAUAUAAUACUAAACCAGGUGUCGAAAUUAAAGAAGAGGAUAUUAAGGCUGGUAAACAGAAGGCUGCUGGUGUGUUCAAGGCUGUGGAAGCUUACCUCUUGGCAAAUACUGAUGCCUAUGUUAAUUAG
Messenger RNA from Fraxinus pennsylvanica, 405 nucleotides. Lineage: Eukaryota; Viridiplantae; Streptophyta; Magnoliopsida; Lamiales; Oleaceae. The record is from the annotation of a GenBank genome assembly.